This is a messenger RNA of Paralichthys olivaceus (Japanese flounder), 6047 nucleotides long. RefSeq names its product fibrosin-like 1 (gene fbrsl1). The record is from RefSeq and is a predicted model, not a curated record. NCBI's taxonomy places the organism in Eukaryota, Metazoa, Chordata, Actinopteri, Pleuronectiformes, Paralichthyidae.
GUGUCUCUUAAUUUCGGAAGAAGGGAAUGAGAGAGGGGGGGAGAGGAGAUUUUAAUCACUCCUGUCGCUUUAAGGACACUUAUCAAAGCCUUAUUAUGCGAAUAGAAAAUACCACGAGCCGCUGAGCAACUGAGCAGCCAGGGGACGGACCGGAGUGGAUUUACAGGGAAAACUCCACAUGAUCUGAGCUGGAAUAGACCGCUUCAUCGCCUCAUGGAGUUUGAUUACACACCGGAUGGCUGUCUCACUCGGACGCUUCGGAUCAUUUAGGAAAAUAUUGUGCGUAAGUAGCUCUCAGACUUGGGAUCCUCUUUGCCCCUGAAGCGCAGAGAGGAGUAUGGCUUAAAAAACUCAACGGGGAUACUGGAUUAUUAUUAUUAUUCACUCAUCCGACGGCCACGAUCGAGCCGUGCUUGUUCGCCAGGCGGGUUUGUUCCGGACGGAUAGUCUCCGUGUGUUUGACAGCCUUGGAUCAUGGGCUGGUGGAAAACAACAACGGGCAGCGACAUGGUUCCUCUGCGCUGUCUGCGCUAUGCAGCGAGCUGAGGCUUUAACGCAGCCUGUUCCUGUGCCGAUGCAACAAAAGUUACUAAGCGAGUGUAAUGCUUGGAUUUUCACCGUUUUGCCGUUUUGCACCUGCUUUAGCGGAUUCCGCGUCGACACGGCGCAGAUUCGUGACAGAAUAACGCGUGGAUCCGCGUCGCUUUGCUCCGUGUGUCUCGCCUCUGUGGGAUACUUGAACAUUUGCUUGUUGUAAUGGAGAUCGGGGAGGUUUAUAGUCAAGGUCAUUGAGUGCUAUAAGGCUCUAUUUGCCUUGUUAUUUACACACACACACACACGCAGCGCUGCGUUCACGUUACAGCGCAGCCUGUGAUUGUCAGUCCGGUGUGUGUUAUUUGUUAUUACACGGCGCAGCGGGGCGUUUGGAGCGAGCACCGACUGUCUGUGGAGUUACAUUUAGAUUUUCUGCUUUUUGACACCGCGAGCUACCCUCCAGCGACAUGGACGGCAAACUGAAGCAGGGUCGGAGAUGUCGCUCCAAGAAGCGGGAGAGGGUGCGGAGGUUGCGGGAGGCAGGGAGCAGGGACGCCCGCAGCCCCGACCCCAACUCCUCCUGCUCCGACAGGGAGGGACGCAGCCCGGGGAGGGACGCCGCCUCCCUGCCCGGUAAAAAGGCGCCGCGCCCCGCAGCCGCCGCCAGAGCCCCGCGUCCCCCCCGGCGGAAGAGACGGGAGUCCAGCUCGCAGGAGGAGGAUAUCAUUGAUGGAUUUGCUAUAGCCAGCUUCAUCAGUCUGGAUCGUCUGGAGAAGAAGACCAGGGUUGUGAAGACACAGGAGAAGAAGGAGAGGUGGAAGGAGAAAAAGGUGGCGAAGCGGCAGAAGAAGGAAGACGAGGAGGUGGAGGAAGAAGAGGAGAAUGUCCAGCCCGUGGUAGAUCCGCUGGAGAACGGCUUCCUCCAUCACGCCCAGCGGGAGCAAGAGAGGAUGAAUGAGCGGCUGCUGAAGAAGACUUACUCCAAGAAGAACAAAAUGAUCAAACCUUUGGUGCUACGUCCAGUCAAAGUCAGUGAGGAUGAGACGAUGCAGGAGCUCAGCCGACCGCACAGGAGCAACUCCAAGGAGCAGCUCAGCGAGAGUUCCACUCACUCGCUGUCAGGCCGCGGCUACUCGGUGCAGCCAGCAGCAGUGGCCCUCCUCAAGUGUGACAGCGAGAGUGACAUUGACGACAAGGUGUCUGAUGUAGGAUCAGAGAAGCUCUUUUCCCCUACCACACCCAAAGGUGUGCCACCGAAUGAGAUUCCCGAGUCCAAGACUUGUAGCUCAGCCAAAGUAUCCGGGCUCCAGCGCAGCCAGGAGCAAAGCAACAGUGAGGUGCCCUUCGCGCCUCCUGUGCCCAGCCCCACCCCGGCGUCCGCGCCCACGGGCUCCCCGGCCCCCGCUGCAGCAGCGGCCCCUCCAGAACCUCCCAGGUCGCGCCUCCCCACACCACCUCCUCUCAGCGUCAAGAAGGAGCAGCCUUUGCCCCCUGUCCCUACCCCUCCCCUGUUGAAGGCGCCGCCCCAUCCCCAACCCCACCCUCCCCACCCUCACCUGCACCCUCACCCUCACCCGCACCCGCACCCUCACCCUCACCCGCACCCUCACCCGCACCAGGAGCCACGUGUUCUUCUGCCCCCGCAGCACCAUACACGGCCAGUAAUCAGCCACCAGCUGCAUCACCCGCUACAGUACAGCAGCCUCCACGACAUCAGCCACAGGAGCAGUCCAGUGGGUCUUCCCAAACAACACUUGCCCCCAUCCCCUCACCACCACCUCAGUGGACUCCCGUCCUCAGCCCCUGCCUUGCCUCUGUCCAUAGCCAAUCUCUCUACCUCGCAUUAUUCCUCUCUACGGAGCCCGGCCCAUCGCCAUCCGGCCAUGUUUGCAACCCCAGCCACACUGCCUCCACCACCGACCUUACCGACCAACAGUUUAGUGGUGCCCGGGCACCCCGCCGGCACCCCCUACCCAGAUACCAGCCUGUUGAUAUCAUUCAACCAACCAAUCAUGUAUUGCCAGCCUCAUUCGGGGAUUCUGAUUGGCACAUUGUCACAGGCAACUCUCUUACCACCACCAAUGAGUCCCCACGUAGAAAACCCUCACAGCAUGAGCUGGAGAAACAGAGAAUGCCAGUUCGACAAAUACACACCCAAACUGGACAAUCCAUUCAUCAGACAUUCAAACUUCUUCCCCUCCUACCCCCCCACCAUGCCAGGCAUGCCCCCGCUGCUCCCACACUCAGGACCCUUCAGCUCGCUGCAAGGAGCCUUCCAGCCCAAGGCAUCUAAUCCAAUCGACGUAGCUGCACGUCCUGGAGCAGUACCUCACACACUCCUACACAAGGAUCCACGGAUAACAGAUCCAUUCAGGACAUCUGUUAGGAAACCUGGCAAGUGGUGUGCAGUGCAUGUCCAGAUCGCAUGGCAGAUCUACCACCACCAGCAGAAAAUGAAGCAAAUGCAGCUGGAUCCUCACAAACUUGACAUGAAUGGGAAGCUGGACCUGUUCAGUCGACCCCCAGGUCCAGGCGUCUUUCCAGGGCUCCCAUACCCCCACGACCUGGCACGACCCCUUUUCUCCUCCACAGGCUCUGGCCACCCAGCUCCCUCCCCCUAUGGCCCUGCCCCACAUCCCAGUGGCUUCCUGCCUCCUAGCCAUUUGGCAGGUAAGUAUCCUUUCAGUCGCUCCAGUUCCUUUGGCGGCCUCGGCAACCUUUCAAGCAGUGCCUUCGGAGGAUUAGGCAACCCCUCGCUUGGGUCCAACAGUAUGUUUGGCACCAAGGAGGGGCCGGGAGGACUGCCCACGUUUGGCAGCCCUCACCACGACACCUGGAACAGACUUCGACGCACCCCGCCUUCGUUCCCCACCCCACCGCAGUGGCCCAAGACCGCAGACACAGAGAGGAGCAACUCAGCCAACAGCCACGAAAGAGAGCGAGAGAGGGAGCGGGAAAGAGAGAGGGAGAGGGAAAGAGAGAAAAGAGACUCGUCCAUCGGAAAAGAGGAGAAGGAUAAAGACAGAGAUUCUGUGGAUCGUAACCGACACUCCAACCGCUCAUCUCCAGCCUCUGCACCAGUCAGCUACCAGAUCAGCAGCUUGAUUCGCUCAAACAGCCAGAACUCCAGUGACUCAGGUCGGCAUCAUAGCGGCAGUGUAGACCGGGUUCGUGAGGCGGAGAAGGAGCUGCUGGAGCGCCACAGAGAGUCUGAUGUGAAGGUGAAAGAGAGCCGCUCCCCUGGGAAGGAGAUGCUGGAGAGGAGAACCUCAGAAGACUCCAUCAAACCCUGUCAACGUUCUCCUUCUCCAUACUCAAAGGCGAUCAAUGAGCAGAGCUUAAAGAUGGUAGGUGGGCCCCCACCUACACUCAAGGACAGCGAGAAGAAAGAGCCCCCACCUGCAGACCUCCUCCACAAGGUGAAAAAUGACAUGAAGAUUAAGGAGGAGAGGAAGGAGGAGCAGGAGGUCAUGGUGGUGAGCUCUGAGCCAGCCCCCCACCCACAAGCCCAAGCUCUUUCUGCUCCCAUGGGUCAAUCUAUGAACCCGCACCACCACCACCCUCCUUUGUCUCAGCAGCAGCCUCUUCCCUCACCGCGUGGCAGUGACAUCCCAGCCCCUGGGCUACACGGUGUCCCCAUGGCACACUCACUGCCCCUGUCCAUGAGUGCCAUGCCCCAGAUGGGCAGUCUCAACGUGCUAGACCGGGCUCGUAUGGCUCCCUUCAUGGGUGUGAGCCCUCUGGCAGGUAGAGAGCGCUUGCCCCACCCGGCCUUCCCUUGGGACCCUCUCAGAGAGGCCUACCGUAGCCUGGACCUGCAGCGGCGCAUGGACUUCCAGCUCAGGGCAGAGCAAGGACAUCGCUUCCCUAGCAUGUACGAACAGGAACGGGCCUACCGCGAGAGGGAGGCUCAUGACUACUCUCACCACGAGCACCUCAUGGAGGUGCGCAGGGAGCACGAGAGGAUGAGGCAGCAGGCGGAGGAGCGAGAGCGCCAACACCUGCGGGAGGAGCUGGACAGAGCACGCCUCCAUCAGCUGCACCAGUCCCCUAUGGAGGGCCAUCUUCCCCACAUGCCCCCCUUUAUGCCCCACCUCAGCGGCAUGCCCUACCCUAGACUCAGCCCCUCCACAGGACACAACGGCCCUCUGAACAGAACACCCCCCACUGCCGCACUCAGUGCACCCCCACCCCUUGUGCCAGCCGGCAGUGCCAGGCCAGCCUCACCCAGGAGGACUACCCCCCUCACCACCACACAGGACCCAAGGGACUACUCCCCAUCUCGCAACCCCAAAGAGGUAGAGGCUCGGUAGCUCCUUAGAAACGUGCACAAAGUCUUACUAGACGCACUCACAAAACCCCACUCCCCUAAUCUGAAAUCCUCUAGUGAACAAAAUGCACUGCUCUUCACCAGAGGAGAGCAAAACUCCCUAAGGGAAAGGGAAUGAUUGUAAAGUAAAAGUAAAGGUGUGUAGGGCCGAUCAAGCACAUGCCAUGACUUUACUUUUAAUGGACUGGAGGCUCAAUAAUGUCGGCAGAGAACACAAAUAUGUGUAUGUUUAUAUCCGACUUAAAUAUUUGAUAAUUAUUAAUAUAUUAAUCCAAUAUCUUUUUUCAGCUUUGUGCGAAAAGAGAGGUCCUGAAAUGAGUUUGUACAUUUCCUAUCCUUGUUCCAUGUAUAGAUAUCAUUUCUAUGAAUUUUAUGUAUUUUGUGCAUAAGUCACACCUUUUACAAUAUUUAUCCCAGUUGAUUGUGAGACAUAUCCAUUAUGACCCACUGUAAAGACUGGAUUAUUGGUUUCAACCCUCAGUAAUUUAACCUCAUGGUACCAGGAUAUCCUCAAUGAUGACAAUGUACAAUGUUACAUUACCGAUUUGUUUUGUUCAUUUGUUUUGCCUUUGAGAUAUGCAGAUAAAUAUAUAUUAUGAGGUCUUCGUUCAGUCUCUGUAAAGAAAACUGAUGUAAAUAACUUGUUGAUAUUCCUUCGCUGCAAAAUUACCAUGUAAAUUUACUAGGCUUUUUAACCAUUUCUAGAAAAACAAAAUCAAAUGAAACAUGGGGGAAUCAUUUCCCCAUUGAAUAUCAUGGUAACAGACAAGCCUGGCCAAUGGAUAGGAAGUACGACAGGAGGGUGUUGCAAGGGGGCCUACAAGGAUCAUCUGCAAUCUAUGCAAAGCAGCACACAGCACCCUAAUGAAGAGAUCACCUGGAGGGAGCGAACUAUACUGAGGAUACCGAAAGAAACUUGGAUUAACACGUGUUUAUAUUUACCAAUGAAAUAAUGAUGAAUUAUUGAAAGACUUCCAAGUCACAAACUGGACCAGCCCUGGACAGAAAAGAAGGACACUUUUUAGUGGGUGGCAAAAGGACUUUCUCUGUCAACCUUGUGGUGUUGUGCAGUUGUUUUUCUUAGACUGUUGUAUACAAAGCAAGUAGAGUUUUAGGCCUGCAAAAAAUGAAAAUGAACAUUCAUGGUUUAAAAUGUACGGAAUAAAGUUUGGACCUAAUGUCA